Achroia grisella is the source of this 2092-nucleotide messenger RNA. RefSeq names its product major facilitator superfamily domain-containing protein 12-like. Gene Ontology annotation, molecular function: symporter activity. Bases 391 to 1800 code for a protein of 469 amino acids. The record is from RefSeq and is a predicted model, not a curated record. Lineage: Eukaryota; Metazoa; Arthropoda; Insecta; Lepidoptera; Pyralidae. The transcript has 8 exons. Gene Ontology annotation, biological process: carbohydrate transport. Gene Ontology annotation, cellular component: membrane.
UACUGUUGUAAAUGUUUUCGUUUGAAAUCGUUUUGUUGUACAUACGUUGUUUUCUAUCAUCAAAUAUUGUUUCACUGUUUUCCUUCGUCUAUUUCAAACAACUUUUAUUUAAAGAUAUCUAUGUAUAUAGUGAGUCAUACAUUUCUCGUUUAGUAGUAUUCAUUAUUAUUAGUGUAAAUAGAAAUUGAGAAAUAAAUGUGUUACGUGCAAAAGAAGUCAUUGAUAUAAAUUCAGUUUUGUGUUCAUUUCGAUUAGAAAGAUAUCAGACAGUAAUUGAAAUGUAAUAAAUACAAUAAAAAAUCUUGUUGCAGUAAUCUGUGUCUGUUUUGACUUCAUUGUAAAAUGAUCUUUAUUUGUAGUUGGUACUCCUAAAUUUAUAACCACCAGAAGAUGGAUAAUGAAUUAAUAGAUAUAUCAACGAGCUUUAAACUCCAGAUAGGAUAUGGUAUUGGCCAUGUACUAAAUGAUGUAUGUGCUAGCCUAUGGUUUACUUAUUUAAUAGUAUUCUUUCAUUUAGUGCUAGAAUUUAGUGCUUCCCAAGCAGGGAACUUAAUGUUGAUAGGACAAGUUGUUGAUGCUUUAGCUACACCUUUUGUUGGCUACCAUUCAGAUCAUACUGAUAACUUAGUUAGUACUAAGUAUGGUAAAAGAAAGUUGUGGCACCUUUUUGGUACAGCAUGUAUAUUAGCAUCUUUUCCAUUCAUAUUUUCACAAUGUGUUGGAUGUUCAAUGACCCAUAAAUGGGCGCAAAUGUUUUAUUUUUCAUCAUUUAUUAUAAUAUUCCAAAUUGGCUGGGCAGCUGUGCAGAUUUCACACUUAAGUUUAAUACCUGAGCUAGCUGACGAUGACCAUACAAGAUCACAUCUCACUGCUGUCAGAUAUGGGUUUACUGUAUUCUCAAAUCUAUUUGUUUAUGUUAUUACAUGGAUUGUUUUACGUGUUACUGGUGAAUGUGAUAAGGAACAAGUGGGACCAGCAGAUGCUUGGAAAUUCAGACACAUCGUAUAUAUAGUAUUAAGUGUGGGCAUAAUUGCAUCAAUACUCUUUCACUUUUUGGUGACUGAGAGACGAACAAACAGUCAUCGAGAUCAACUGAUAGAUUAUGAUAAUAACACACCAAUUCAGACGCACUGUGAUUUCCUCAAGAAACCAGUAUUAUACCAGGUCGCUGGUGUUUACAUGAGCACAAGAUUAGUAGUAAAUGUGUCACAGGUAUUAAUUCCUUUGUACCUUCAUCGGACACUAGGCUUGGCCGCUCGCUCUCUUGCCGUUAUACCUCUUGCUAUGUACCUUGGGAGUCUGGCUGCAGCGGGUGUACAGAGGCUGAUCCCAAGGUCUUUCACGCGAAAAUUAAAUUAUUUAUUGGGAUCUGCAUGCGCUCUUUCUGGUUUUGUGUGGAUUUAUAUUGAAUCAGACGAUAAUUAUAAAAUUUAUUACAUUUAUUUAGUAGCUGUGUUGAUAGGAUUUGGAGGUGCAGUUAUGCUAGUAACAAGCCUGGCACUGACUGCUGAUUUAGUAGGAGCUAGUACUGAAGCAUCCGCCUUUGUCUACGGACUCAUGAGUUUUACAGAUAAGCUUGCUUGUGGCAUUGCGAUAGCAGCAAUACAAAUGUACGCUGAUGGUGCCGACUCAUCCUAUUAUCGAGACGUAUUAUCGUGGGUGUGCGGGGGCAGCGUUAUCCUGGGGCUCAUACUCACUUUAUUGUUACCAAAAUUUGCACGCGUCGUAGUAAUUCCGAAUGGUGAACUCUCGCCAAAUACCGAAGAUCCAACUAGAGUUGCGCCUCCAGAUAUUUUAUAAUACAAAGUUAUCCACAUAAUGUAUUUUAGCCAAUUAUAUGCAAGUUCAGUACAUUGCCUCUGAAAGUGAAACACGCUCAAUGGGAAAAUAAGUUCCUGACAUAUUUCUCUAAAUAAAAAGACGAAAUAAGAUAUUAUCAAGAUCUUUUAGUAAAUAUUAUGUAUUAUAGUAUAAAUGUGUUAAUAAAGUAGUUACUAAAAUAACUUUUGAAUAUUACUUCUUUUAACAUAACCCAUUGGACAGGUACUAUAUUAUUUAAGGCUAAGGCAUGGUUCUUGAUUCUAAGAAAAAA